AUGAAUGUUGACGACCUUGUGAGAUACUAUGGCAGUUACGGCUUUUACCAAAUCGAUCUUGAUGACGACCCCAAGGCCCAAGAUGCUGAAGUCUAUUCAAGGGAUAGCGAGCCUCGGGUCCCCUUGCACGCCCACAAAGUUAUUGGCCCCGGCGCCCGCGGGAGCAAGCCUGAGGAAUUAAUAUGCUCUUCUAAGAUGGGCGAUGAUUACCUGAUUCGCCAUCCUCGAACCUUGCUCCAGUGCCCGCACAAUGGUUCCAACCGGUACGAGUAUGGUAAAGUGCGUUACAGAUUCCGAUAUGACGAGGCCAUCUUUAAGGAGGAGGAGAAAUCCGUACUUACAACAAGAAGUGGACGCCCAAUUAAAUCAAGAAGCGGGCGCCCAAUCAAGAAAGGCGACACAAUCCUCACCAAGUCAAUGUCACGAAUUAGAAAGGCAGAUGCAACUCGCACCCGUUCCAACCGAAUCACGAGCAAGAAUCCAAGGAAGUAG
Diaporthe batatas is the source of this 492-nucleotide messenger RNA. RefSeq lists its product as uncharacterized. The record is from RefSeq and is a predicted model, not a curated record. Bases 1 to 492 code for a protein of 163 amino acids. Lineage: Eukaryota; Fungi; Ascomycota; Sordariomycetes; Diaporthales; Diaporthaceae. The transcript has 2 exons.